AUGUCUGCAACCACUGAUCCGUCAACAAUCUGGACAACUCUCCCAGCAACACACCCUCCUUUACAACCUCUUCAAAACGAUAAAGAUGCAUCAACAUCAGAAAUUGCUGCAAUUUCAGAAUCUUACGGCUCCUCCUCCACUACAUCUCUGACAUCAUCCGUGACCUCCCAAUACCAAUACAAUUCGUAUCCAACAAGUGCUCAGUACGCAAUGUACACAAGCUCCACACCUGCGUACUACCAGCAGAUGACUGCAAGUCUUAGAGCUGGAACAACGGCGUUUCCGUAUUCUCUGACAGCUCCUUCUUAUUACACUGGAUCCUAUCCAGUGGAUUACACCUCAGCGGCAGCAGCCUAUCAAACACCUUACUACAAUAUUCGUGGCGGCACCGCUGCUCCUUACUACAACACAUUGAACUCAGCAGCAGCUGCCUAUGCGAGCGUUGCGAACUCCGUAUUAUCCUCCGAUGCAGUCAAUCUGGGCACCUCUUCGGAUAGUUCUUCUGGAGUCCCCUCAACAGUUGGCACUUUCAAUCUAAAAGAGAAAAAACCAAAAGUGUCAAAAAAGAAGAAAACGGGGUCGUGUUCCCCUGGAGAUGAGACUUACGCUCGAGUGUUUAUUUGGGAUUUAGAGGAUGUUGCAGUCAUUUCCAGAAACUUUUUCGAGUCAACUGCUCACACAUAUUUAUGUACAGCUGCCACUGGACUCUUCGAAUUGGUCGAUGGAAUCGCCAAAUCCAGUUUUUCAGAUGUCAACGAGGCUGUCGAAGGCGACGUCACGAAUAUCGAAGACGCCGUCGUGGAAGAUCCAGCAAUAGAUCAGGGACCGAUGGAUAACCUCCGUGGACUUGAUAUAAUGAGAAGAGUGGCUCCGAAAUUCGUGGCAUUCAGGCAGUUCUACUCGGAAUUAUCGAUGAAAUUUAAACAAGAAUCUGGAUUUGAGCAGAAGUUUAAGCAGGAGCUUGGGUUUGAUCAGAAGUCAAAUGGAGUGUUGAAUUAUGAUCUCCUGGAACGAGUCGGUUUCGCCAAUCGGGAAGCAGAGCUCUCCCAAUGUGUUCUUCAACUUCUUGGUUUUAACCAUUCAGGACAACGUUGGUCGUGUGCUCAAAGAUGUAUGGAUUUGGUAGUAGAGAGAUCAAAAAUGUCAGCUGAUAAGUAUGCAAAUGUGGUUCUGUCUAAUGAUGGUGUCGUCCAAGGAGCCGCUGCUCUCUUAAUAUCUGGACUCAACUCGGCAGUUCCAAUAGAAAAUAUCUACUCAACAUUGAAGCAAGGGAAGGAAUCAGUCUUCGAGAAGAUUCAGACAAGAUAUGGAAAGAAGUGCAGUUUCAUUUAUGUCACUUCCAGAGAUACUUCAAGAGAUAUUGCUAAAAGGCUCUCAAUCCCCGUCUGGCCACUCCAAUCCAACAAUGAUCUUGAAAAGUUGUACAAUGCUCAGGAGAGAUAUCUACUCGGUGGAUGA
Messenger RNA from Caenorhabditis remanei, 1458 nucleotides. RefSeq lists its product as uncharacterized. The transcript has 7 exons. Gene Ontology annotation, cellular component: nucleus. Gene Ontology annotation, molecular function: protein tyrosine phosphatase activity. Gene Ontology annotation, biological process: positive regulation of DNA repair; cell differentiation; negative regulation of extrinsic apoptotic signaling pathway in absence of ligand. The record is from RefSeq and is a predicted model, not a curated record. NCBI's taxonomy places the organism in Eukaryota, Metazoa, Nematoda, Chromadorea, Rhabditida, Rhabditidae. The coding region runs from base 1 to 1458 and encodes 485 amino acids.